Messenger RNA from Eurytemora carolleeae, 1386 nucleotides. RefSeq lists its product as uncharacterized. The record is from RefSeq and is a predicted model, not a curated record. NCBI's taxonomy places the organism in Eukaryota, Metazoa, Arthropoda, Copepoda, Calanoida, Temoridae.
AUGACCCUGUUAUCAGAUAUUGAUAGGGAUAAAGAAUCUAAUCUACCGGCAUCUGCAGAAGAUGAUGCAUUGGAAGAUACUGAAGAAUUAUUUGAAGAUAUUUCACCACCUUCUGAUGAACAGCUUGAUGAUUUUUCAGGCAUUGAACAGAAGCUAGAGAGUACUAAAGAAGUUGAACAUGAACUAGAAGGUGCUUAUGAACAGAACCUGAAGAGUUCAACAAGAUCUGAACAGGAGAAAGAAAGUGUUCAAGGUUCUGAACAGGAUAAAAAGAGUUCAUCAAGAUCUGAACAAGAAAUAGAAAGUGUUCAAGGUUCUGAACACGAAGAUGAAAACAGUUCGAAAAGUUUAUCUGCAGACCUAAUGAAGCUAAUUAUAGAAAACGAAACUGUAUCUAAUAAUAAAACUGAACCAACCUGUAAACCAACUCCUUUGAGUUGUGAUACAGUAGAUGGAGUUCAACCUUCGAAACAUGUUCUUAACCAGCCACCUAAACCAGUUCAACUUAAAACAAUGUCAUUAGGUUUAAGAAAACCAAAACUAACAUUUACAGACACUGACCCCCUGGUAAAGAAGUUACCAACUGUGUAUUGGACCCAGACCCUCAACACUGUAAACAUAUCUGUCAAGUUUCAAACAAUCAGAGACCUGGAUCCGAACUUUGUUUUUGUUCAUGUUCUUCCUUCCUCCCUGGAACUUCAGGCCCUAGAGGUAGAAUAUGAAGGAGAUACAGAACUUUACACUGUACAUCUAACCCCUGUACUACAACUCUACGGGGAGAAUAAAGCCAGCUGUUCAUCUAUAAAUAUUGUUGGAAUAAAUGUGAAUAUAGUUCUGGAGAAAACAGAGCCGGGUCUGUGGACAAAUUUGACAACUCUUAAAUAUUCAUGGAUCAGACGACAGCUAGACAAUAUUCAGCUAAGUGAGGAUGAAGACGAGAAGGAGGAGUUUAUCAGUAUUAAAAGAGAGGAUAUGCCACCGCCUACCCUGAGUACUACAGUACAGACGAGGAGAAGGAGGAAGAAGAGGAAGAAUAUCGUUUCAGAGGGAAAAAGUUAAUCCUGGAUCAUAGUAAGGCUAAACCUCCUUCAAUCACCUGAAGUCCUAAAGCUGGCAAAACAGGAUUAAAUGGUCAAAGGUAAAGGCCUAGGAGUGCCUGAAUUGCUCUAAACAUCAUUUACUUGAAAGAAAAGUCUUGCUUUGCUUUACAACUGAAAUCAGAAAAUAAACACCCUAGAGACAAAAUUUAACUUCUAUGGGACAGAGCAGAUUAUUGUGAGAUCUGACAAGGAUGAUUUACAAGAUCUACUGCAUUGUUAGAAGAAAUCCUGUGGCCGUAUUCGACUUAUUGAAAAUAAAUUUUCUUGAUAGAAUUUCAUAAAGGUU